AUGCAUCUAGCACUCGUACAAAAAAUAAUGUAUUUAUUUUCAAAUAUAGUUAUAAUUCUUUUAGUAUAUUUAACAAUUUCUUCGUUAAUGACGGAUGCAUUUCGUAAUAAUGCUGAAGAAUGUUGUGAAACAGGUCGAAUUCAAGCUGAACGUAACAAAACAUGUUCGUUGAAAUCACACUUAUUAACAACAAACAAUGAUACAAAUACAACAAAUUAUUGUCCUUAUUUAACACAUAUAUGUUGUUUAUCAAAUUUACGUCAUUAUUUUUGUGAAGAAGGUAUAAAUACAGCUCUUCGUUUAUUACCAUGUAAUGAAACAAAAUUACAAUUAAUAGAUACUUAUAAGCUAUGUUGUCGAUGUUGCGAAUUAGGUGUUCAAGCAGGUCGACAUCUUGAAGAUUGUGACCCGGUGCCUGUACUUGAUGAAAAGUGUGGUGAACAAUUUACAAAUUGUUGCAAAAAAGCUAAAUCUUUGAAUUGUGAUACUGGUUUUGAAAUGGGCGAAUAUGGACGUUGUCGUGACAUUAAUGAAUGUCUAUCAAGUCCAUGUCCAGAAACGAUGAAAUGUGAAAAUACACCAGGUUCUUAUCAAUGUAUUGAAGGAUGUGAAUCUGGUUAUAUAUGGUCACUUAAAUAUGGAGAAUGUCGAGAUAUUGAUGAAUGUGCUCUUCAUAAACAUAAUUGCACACAUGGACAUCGAUGUGAAAAUAUGCCUGGAUCAUAUCGAUGUAUACGUGAAAGAAAUUGUGGUACAGGUUAUCAAGUUGAUCCUCAUACACAAACUUGCAUGGAUAUUGAUGAAUGUGAACAAGGCAUUGAUGAGUGUAGACCUGGUUAUAUUUGUAAAAAUGUACCUGGAACAUACAGAUGUCAACCACAGAAUUGUACACUAGGUGAAAAAUUCAAUGCUUUUUUUGGUCGUUGUGAAAAAGUUCAAUGUCAACCAGGUUUUAAUGUAACUCUAUUCGGAAAAUGUGCCGAUAUUAAUGAAUGUGCGCAAAAACCAGGUCCUUGUCAACCUACUGAAAGAUGUGAUAAUACAGUGGGUUCAUAUAGAUGUGUUCAAACAUUUAGUUGUGCAAGUGGACUUGAAAUGAAAGAUCUUAAAUGUUUUGAUAUUGAUGAAUGUACUCUUGGUAAUCAUACUUGUCCUUCACCGGCAGUAUGUAAAAAUACAUAUGGAUCUUUUUAUUGUGAAUGUCCACUUGGAUUUAUAUUUAAAUAUGGUGUUUGUGUUGACGAUGAUGAAUGUGUACGUGGUAAUGUAGUUUGUCCAAUAAAUGCAUACUGUCGUAAUACACCUGGAUCAUAUGCUUGCGAAUGUAUUGCAGGAUAUAAGAUGAUAGCUGAACGUGCAUUUUGUGAAGAUAUUGAUGAAUGUCAAACAUCAUCGGAUACAUGUGAACAAAAAUGUAUUAAUGUUCAAGGAUCAUAUUAUUGUUUAUGUCAAGAAGGUUAUCGAUUAAAUGGUGAUAGACGAACAUGUCGAGAUCUUGAUGAAUGUUCAAUGAUUCCAAAUUUAUGUCAAUAUCAUUGUGUCAAUACACCAGGUUCAUAUAAAUGUAUAUGUCCAUCAGGUUUUACACUUGAACGAAGUCGUCAAUGUCAAGAUAUAGAUGAAUGUGCUCUUAGUACGCAUAAAUGUCGUAAUGAUGAUGUUUGUGUUAAUCUUCUUGGUGGACAUCGUUGUUAUUCUGUUAAAUGUCCUGAAGGUUAUGAUAAAAUUGGAAAUAAUCGAUGUCAAUUAUCUACACGUUGGUGUCAACAACAUCAAAAUGACAAAGAUUUACGUUGUACAAUUAAAAAACCAGUUAAAUAUGUUUAUUCAUUUAUUUCACUACCUGCAAAAAUGCGUACACCAAUGGAAAUCUUUCGUAUACGUAAUAGUCAAUUACAAGCGAAUCAAUAUGCUGAAUUUGAUUUACGUUUAAUUGAUGCAUUUGAUCCAUUUACAAAAUUAUCUUCAACAACACUUGAUAAUUUUCAAUUAAAAAAUUAUCCACCACAUAAUGCUCAUUUAAUUGUUAUUAGAGAAUUAAGUGCAUUUCAAGAAAUUGAAUUAAAUAUUGAAAUGAAGAUUUAUACGAAUAAUAUUUUAAAUUCAAUAUCAAUUAUGAAAAUAUUGAUUUAUGUUAGUCAAUAUGACUUUUAUCCUUAG
Rotaria sordida is the source of this 2160-nucleotide messenger RNA. The record is from the annotation of a GenBank genome assembly. Lineage: Eukaryota; Metazoa; Rotifera; Eurotatoria; Philodinida; Philodinidae.